UCUAGGAGAUUGCAGACAGGAAGACCCGGCGUGAACGGUGCCGUGGGUGGGUCCACGGCGUCAUGGGAUUAUAACAUUUAUAAAAGCAGCACAUUUAACGCGGUAGAUUUCAAACCGUUUGACGUGGUGCAUACCGCGUAAUAUCAUGCGAUGAAAAUAAACUCGCCCGCUAGCGUGUCGUUGUUGUAUGCCGGGGGGUAUCGGUGUUGGUUUAUGAAGUGGGGUUGUUUUUUUUUUUGGUUUGACUGUGAGACCCGCCGCUGUGUCGCGUUCCCGCCCCUCGUCGCCCUAGCAACGCGCGCUGAAGGAACCCCCGCGAGCGGCCUCCCGCUGCCGCUGAGGCCAGCGGACCGCACCACGAUGAACACAAUGAAGACAAAUCCGCCGCCCCCGAGCAAGUGUGGAGGCCGGGCUGCAGCGCCUUGCAGGCAGGGUGCACAGCUGCCCGCCGUGCGGCCCACGGCCCGUCCUCUGUGGCGCAGCGCCACGGGCUCCCUGACGGGCGUCACGGGGGUCACUGGCGUGGGGAUCGCACCGACCCUGGCCGACAGCGGAGGGCAGCUGAGCCUGCCCCUUGCCCAGUCACUGCCCCCGCCUGUGCCCCGGCGCCCUGCCAAGGAGCCAGCUGUGAGCAUGGAAACCCAAGAGGGAAGUGCAGAAACAGAUAUGCGAGUACAGUUUCAAGACAGGGAGAAAGAGCUGCUGGAUCAAAUACGUAUCUUGACAAUGAAGGUGAACCUGUUGGGACAGGAAAAUAAGGAUAAAGAUUCAAUGGUGACAUCACUGACCAAACAAAUGAAUGCAAAGGAGCUGGAGCUUGAGGAAAGGCUUGCCACAGAGAGGCAGACACACAGACAAAGUCUCGAGAAACUUGCUAAAGUUGAGAACCUGGCAAAAGAGCGCAUGCUUCUCUUGCAGGAAAACGCACGACUGCAUCACGAAGAAGUGGAAAAGAUGAAAAUGCAGCACAAAGAGUCUAUGGCUGCAGUUCUAGAAGGUAAAGAGAAGGAGAUGCAAUGCUUGGAAGAGAAGAUUGGCAAGCUGAAACAGCACAUCGCCGACCUGCUAAAUGGGAGGUCCAGAGAACGGCAGCAGCAGCUGGAUGAGCUGAGGAAAGAGCUGAACCGGAUUACCCAGGAAAAUGAACGCAUGCAGAAAAAACUCGAUUCACGUCUGGAAAAGAGGUGUUAAACGUUGUACGAGCCAAACCCACGUAAAUACAUUGUAUGUAAAUUUUUGAUUUAAAGCUUUGGUGACUGCAGGGAUUCAUAUUCUUGGUUCUUUCGGUAAAGUCACAUAGAAGGGAAACAAUAAAAUAAUAAAAAUAUAAAAUAAUU
This is a messenger RNA of Petromyzon marinus (sea lamprey), 1337 nucleotides long. Lineage: Eukaryota; Metazoa; Chordata; Hyperoartia; Petromyzontiformes; Petromyzontidae. The record is from RefSeq and is a predicted model, not a curated record.